This is a messenger RNA of Nicotiana attenuata, 537 nucleotides long. RefSeq lists its product as uncharacterized. Lineage: Eukaryota; Viridiplantae; Streptophyta; Magnoliopsida; Solanales; Solanaceae. The transcript is spliced from 2 exons. Bases 1 to 537 code for a protein of 178 amino acids. The record is from RefSeq and is a predicted model, not a curated record.
AUGAACCAGAGGAAAUAUGCUUUGGAGUUGAUUUCUGAUUUGGUGCUAGCUGGAUCCAAGCCUCUUGGUGCUCCUCUAGAGAUGAAUCUCAAGCUUACCUCUGCAGAGUUUGAUCAACACGUUGGCCAAUCUCAGGAUACUUUGUUACCUGAUCUUGGAGGCUAUCAGAGGCUUAUUGGUCGACUACUCUAUCUCACCAUCAGCAGACCAGAUAUUUUCUAUCUUCAGGCCUUUUCUGAUGCUGGCUGCGCCUCCUGUCCAGUUAGUAGGAGAUCUACCACUGGCUAUGUGAUCAAAUAUGGGAAACCUCUUAUUUCAUGGGAAUCCAAGAAACAAUCCACUGUGUCUCACAGCUAUGCUGAGGCAGAAUACAGAAGUUUGGCCUCCACAGUUGCUGACAUUGUGUGGCUUACUAGCACGUUCAAGGAACUCAAUGCUCCACUCUCUUUGCCAGUGCCUUGGCAUUGUGAUAGAAAAUCAGCCAUCCAAUUGUUGCUAACCCUGUCUUUCAUAAACGUACCAAACAUAUCGACAUAG